GUGCCAGGCCUAUAAAUGCAGGCCGUUGGGCAACCGCGUCACUUCCGUGGCACCCACCGCAGCCCCAGCACGAUGCUCCAGUUCCUCUGCCUCCUCGUGUUGCUGGCCAGUGACGGGCUCGCUGGGGCCCCAGGUCCUUCGGAGACAGAAAUCCGGUCCAUGAGGCUCCCCCAGCACGCCAGGGUCCUCAUCUCCUCACAAGAGGACUUUGACUGCGCAGGAAAGCUCUUCGGUUUUUACCCCGACACGAAGAGCAAUUGCAAGGUGGUCCACAUUUGUCACCCCGACCUCUCCAUCAGAAGCUUCUUCUCGGGUAAAAUCUUCUCAUUAUACUGCGCUGGAGACACCGCAUUUGAUCAGAGAACACUGACGUGUCGCCGGACUGAUAUCGAAAUCCCCUGCUUGGGCGUACCGACGAUGUUCGAGAACGGCUCCCCGUUUAGCGGUUUUGUGAGGCGCGUAGUGGACCCAAUCAUGAAAAUAAUGAACUUCAAUGACGUGGAGCGAUCUGAAGUACUUCGAGGGUCGACAACGGACGCCGCUACCUCAUCUCCUAAGAAGCCAUCGUAUUUCCCGUUCAAAACUCUUCACCAACUUUCCCAGAACAUCUUGGAGAGCGCAAAGACUAAAUUCAAAGGCCCUUCAGCUGAAGCCACGGCAUUUAAUCGCAGGAUUGAUAUUGUCUCGGGUGAGACGAAUUCGACUGAAGAAAAUAACCACAGCAGCGAGGAAACUAUGGCUACGACUUCUUUCCCUGAGGGUGUAGAAGACUCUUUUGAAGUUACCACCUCGAUGCCGAUGGACUCGAUGCUUGAUGAAACUGGCGCUUCUUCGGAGACUACAGGAGACUUGCUCUUCAGAAGCUCAAAUUUGGUUGAUGAUUUUCAUGUUACAAACACUGGCUUAGUAUCUCAUCCUACACACAGGGUAGAGAGAAGUGUGACAGAGGGAGGGCUUAAUGAUAUCGGGACCGAGUCGAUUGCUGAAUCUGAAUUCACAACCGCAAUGCCUGGCGAUCUCUGGAUGGAUGGGAUGUUGGUGCAGAUCGACAAUUGGAACCCAGUUUACGUCGAUGCUCCUCCUGAGUUUAUCGAAAAAUAUUCACAGGAAAGUGAUGAAGACGAGGACAUUGAUAACAGUUCAGAAGAGGUAGUUUUCACGACCCCGGCCAGCGUUUAAUUUUUUAGAGAAAACCUUGCAGCCUUGAACCGGUUUGAAAAUUGUUCCCAUUCAGUACCGAACUGCACUUUCUUUGACACCAGUGCACACAUGUUUAAUCAUCUCUACCUACGAAUCGCUUGACAAUUAUUACCCAUUUCCUACUCGCAGAUGUACAGUUGCGGUAACGAUUCUUUCAGAAGAAAAUUAAAUUGAAAAAUUGUAACGAUUUAAUGGAACAAACUUAAACGUACAGAUUACUAAUAUUUCUCAUAAACUAUUAUAGUAUAUUAAAUGUACAGGAUUCUGCAUUUAAUUUUUGCAAACACCAGGUUUUAGCAUGAAGUACGAAAUAAUUAUGAAUUAAUUUUCUGUAUUUUAAUAUCUUUUUAUGAUCAUUUCACCAUGGAGCUAGAUUUAUCAUCAGGGUCAUUAUAACUAAUCCAUAAAUUUUCUCAUUUCAUGGAGAGUCUUAAAGCAUAAUUUACUAAUAUAUAUCGCUAGAGAACAACAAUAUUGUUUGUGUGGCAUUAUUUUAAUAAACAAUUAUGCCU
Messenger RNA from Hyalella azteca, 1712 nucleotides. RefSeq lists its product as uncharacterized. Gene Ontology annotation, molecular function: chitin binding. Lineage: Eukaryota; Metazoa; Arthropoda; Malacostraca; Amphipoda; Hyalellidae. The coding region runs from base 16 to 1179 and encodes 387 amino acids. Gene Ontology annotation, cellular component: extracellular region. The record is from RefSeq and is a predicted model, not a curated record. The transcript has 4 exons.